AUGACUCGCGCCCCGCGACUCGAGGUGUCCAUACCCAUGCUUAUCCAGGACAGCGCAGGAGCCCCACGUCUGUGUGCACCGGCUGCAGAUCCUCGGACUUUGCGGCUGGCGCUGCGCGACGCGGGACGCUCAGAUCCUUGGUACGGCGGCGCGUCGAUCAUGUACACGGACGCGCGACGGCGAGCUGCGGUGCGCUUUGGCGGGUCUUUGCGUGUCGUGUGUCCUUGCGUGUCCUUGCGAGACUUUGCGAGACUCUGGUACAUUUGCCGUCUUUGCGAGACUUUGCCAAUCGCCGAAGCCUUGUACAUCUGCAUCUGCACGCACGCACGCACGCACGCACGGGCAGACGGGCGACCCGUUGCCUACGAGCGACUCGCGAAUCUGCCGCUAUCUUCCAGCUAUCGGCUAGGACCGUCCGCGACCCGCCUACGCUGGGAGACGGGCGGAGAGCUAGGACGCGGAGGCUCCGGAAUAUCGGAACGACGCGCUAUGGUAUGGUAUAGCGAGCGCGUCCACCGUCCAGCCCAGCCCGGCUUUGCCCUCGUCCGCCCUGAAAUCAGGACUCGGUCAAGUCAGGCCACUACCGCAAUGCGCGCUCGUGCGACGCGCUCGCCGUGCACGGAUGUCACGCAUGCAGGGACGGCGCGCCGUCGGAGUCUCGACCGCGGGGCGCUUCGGCGGGCGCGCGUCGAGCCCCGUGUAGACUCGAUGCGGGGCCGCUUCUGUUCGCUUGCGCCCGCCGCGUGCGUAUGCCUACACGCCUACACGCCUACACGCCUACACGCAUAUACGCCCACACAGACGCACAGACACACAGACACGCGCCCACACUCCAACACUCCAACACUCCACCGCAGGCCUUCGUUGGCGCGCGCAUUCGUCCCGCCCGCACUAGGCGCUGGGCACGCGGCUCCGGGCGCCGGAGGACGGCGCAAGCAGCCAUAUACGACAGCGCAUGCAUCGAACCCAAGCUCCUGUGCGGAUCCGGGCUUCGUUUCUUCAUCGCCGGCGGCGACCGCUGCGAUGCUGGAGCUCCAGACGGACAACCACUCGGGACGCGGGACGCAGCACCGCGUCGAGACCGCUUUCAAACCCUCGUGGAUGGUGACUUCAGCAUGGAUGCAGUACCCUGUCGUCCGCAGUCUCACCAGGGGCUACGCACUCUACAUCAUUGCCGUCAUACGCGUUGUUGGGCCGUCGGAUGUCGCAUGGGCUGUCGACGGCCUCUGCGUCGAGCGGUCCGAUCGAUCACAUGCAUGGUGGGUUAAGUUUCUGCUUCCUUCGGCCGCAGCUUCUCGUAGCGUCGAUGUCGAGAUGCGAUGCACUGGCCGCCACGGGGCGAGCGGGGAUCUGCAUCUGCACUCGGCCCGCGAGCCCAGUCCAUCCACCGACGAGGCACUUACUGCGUUACGUCCCUCCUCGCUCACCGCAUUCUCACCGCCACUCGGCAGAAGCGCGCGGGGAGCGCCUGCAGCACCCACGGCCUGUUGUCCGCAACCGAUGAUGCAGUGCGAUCGGACGAGCGGGAUUGGCUUCUUCCCCUUACCUCUUCCCCGUCCCCCCACAGCAGACCACAGCCUCCUCAUCCUGCAGCGCCCCGCGUCAGAUCAAUCGCGAGCACGAGAAGCCCGCGCGUGGGGAUCUAACUCAGGCCGGCCGCACGGAGCCCGCGCAGACCUCGACGCCCGCCCGCCCGCCCGCGUCGGACACUCAUCGACUAACCAUCGACCUCCGUCAUCUCUCCACACGAUCAACGCACGCGCGGACCCGUCGAACACGGUGCAAGGGACAAGCACUCCGGCGCCAGACGUGGGCGUGUGGUGCUCUGGCCGGCGAGCUUCACACAAGGGCACGCCAGGGCCAGGACUCGCGUUUCGGGUCCUCGGGCAGGAGAAAUGGGCACCCGCGCCCGCGCUGGUGCCUGUCUCCGUCGUAUCGCCGGGAAGCGGCUUCCGAUCCCUGACUCAUGGCCCGCCGACACGCCGAAACAGAGCUCGUGAAGAACCCGAGUCGAGAGGCUCCGAGUACCCCGGCGCGCGCGUCGGGAACCGCGUUAUAAUCAUUCGAUGGCGCGCGGGCCAGGUUCCGCGCAGCAGACAGGAUCGCCGGAGCUAUGGCUGGAUCGUGGGCAUCGUCGCGGAAUCAAUCGUGCCCAUGGCGCGCUUCGACGGAACGAGCAAUUGCGCGCGACGUGUGACCGCUCGGAGCUGGUGGCCGACUGGCAGGCUGGGUGCUGAUGCCCUCGCGGGCGCCUCCGCGGAGAAGCCUGCGUCCGAGGCGUCACUGUAG
Messenger RNA from Heterobasidion irregulare TC 32-1, 2289 nucleotides. RefSeq lists its product as uncharacterized. The record is from RefSeq and is a predicted model, not a curated record. The coding region runs from base 1 to 2289 and encodes 762 amino acids. The transcript has 7 exons. Lineage: Eukaryota; Fungi; Basidiomycota; Agaricomycetes; Russulales; Bondarzewiaceae.